AUGUCUUCCAGUGACCUCAAACAUCGACUCACACCCCUUCCAGACACCUCCAUCAACGAUAAGCGGGGCAUUGGAGGGAAACGCGACAAACGAAAGGUGAUGGCCAAACGCGGCCUAAGGUCGCUGGCCAUAGCUGUUACCUUCCCCCUCUCUCUCACCGUCUUAUCGGCAUGCAUAGGCUCCUCCACUGCCCGUGAUGAUUCUCUGACUUCCAGAAGGCCUUUCUGGUUCCCACCCUCGUGGGCCCUGCACUUCGCCUCCCCCGCUACAAGCUUCUUGAUGGGUCUGGCCGCGUGGAUGGUGUGGGCAGAUGGAGGUUUCCACAGAAACCCCAUUGCGCUGUUGCUUUACUUCGCUCAGCUACUUUUCGCCGUGCUCUGGGAUCCCCUUGUGUUCGCUGCUGGGGCUACACGGCUCGGCUUGAUGCUGUGUUUAGGGUUGUUUGUGAGCCAGUUCGGGUGCAUGCGUGCGUUUCGCUCCGUCAAUCCCAUCGCUGCUGAUUUGAUAAAGCCUUGUUUGGCAUGGGUUGCAUUUCUGUCUGUUGUAAAUCUUAAGCUCCUUUUUGUCUGA
Sphenostylis stenocarpa is the source of this 570-nucleotide messenger RNA. The record is from the annotation of a GenBank genome assembly. Lineage: Eukaryota; Viridiplantae; Streptophyta; Magnoliopsida; Fabales; Fabaceae.